Thlaspi arvense is the source of this 234-nucleotide messenger RNA. The record is from the annotation of a GenBank genome assembly. NCBI's taxonomy places the organism in Eukaryota, Viridiplantae, Streptophyta, Magnoliopsida, Brassicales, Brassicaceae.
AUGGCCAAGGUCAGCGCCUUCUGCAUGUUAGGCCUCAUCCUCCUCUUUGGGCUAACGUGCGCCGCUCGGUCGGGGCCGGCAUCUGGCUACGCCGGUCCGGUAAAAAAGCAGCACGGCGGGGACGUUGAGGUUGAUGGGGAGAGCUGCGAAGGAAUGGGAGAAGAAGAGUGCUUGAUGAGAAGAACGCUGGCAGCUCACGUCGAUUACAUAUACACCCAGAAGCACAACCCAUGA